Cucumis melo (muskmelon) is the source of this 4823-nucleotide messenger RNA. RefSeq names its product histone-lysine N-methyltransferase ATX2-like. Gene Ontology annotation, molecular function: protein binding. Gene Ontology annotation, biological process: regulation of transcription by RNA polymerase II. NCBI's taxonomy places the organism in Eukaryota, Viridiplantae, Streptophyta, Magnoliopsida, Cucurbitales, Cucurbitaceae. Gene Ontology annotation, cellular component: nucleus; chromatin. The transcript has 24 exons. The coding region runs from base 464 to 3781 and encodes 1105 amino acids. The record is from RefSeq and is a predicted model, not a curated record.
GAUCCCUCUAGCUUGACUAUAUGCAAAAACAACAUAAUCUUGGAAGAAAUUCCACAACGAGAGAGGGGAGGGGAAGCGAAUUGAGUUCAGUUUCGCCAUUUACGAAUGGAAAACCCAAACUCAAAGCUACAUUCUCCCUCUGAUUACGUUUAAACCGUUCAACUCAAUUCUUCGUUUCUCUCCUUCUCUCCUUUUUUCAGUGUUAAAGCCUCUGCCCACGGCGGGAAAUACACAAACAAAAAAGAAAACCUCCCUCCAAAAUCCAAAGAAAGCAAACGUCCCCAUCGCCAUCUCUCUCUUUCUCUCACCAAUUCCCUCUAAAACCCUAAUUCCCGCAACCCCAUUUCCCCUUUUCCUUCAAUUCGACCUCUUUUGCUUCCUUCCCACCUUUUUGGGCGCUGUUUUCUUGCUGGUCGGAGGGGUUUUUUUUUUUUCUCUUUUUAUUUUUUUACUUGCUUUUUCAAUGGCGGCAUUCUCUCUUCAUCAGCGUCCCAAGCCACCAAUUGUUGAUGGGGAAGAUGGUGAUGAUAUCAAUAUCGAUGUUUAUAAUGCUGGAACUCCGAUUCGCUACCUUUCUCUUGAUCAUGUCUACUCCACUACUUCUCCUUUUGUUAGUACAAGUGGGUCCUCCAAUGUUAUGUCUAAGAAGGUGAAAGCUCGGAGGCUUAUGGUAAAUCACUUUGACGAUCUUAAUUUCAAGCCCCCUCGUUUGCUCCAUGUUUAUUCUCGCCGCCGGAAGAAAGCCCGCCACUCCUCUGCAAGUUCCUCUAUGUACGACUCUUUGGUUGAGCAGGUUGAAUUGGGAUCGACAACUGUUAUGGAAUCUGAAGCUUGUGAGACUGAUGAGAUGGAGAAUGGUGUGGACGACCAUGCAGAGGAAUUUGAAGUCGAUAGGUCGCCCAAAAAUAAGAAAAAGAGGACGGAUAAGUUUGGGUGUAAUGAGCUUGUUAAAUUGGAGGUUGAUUCCAGUGUUAUUCGUGCCAUGAAUGGUCCUAGGUUGAGAGACUGCCGCACUCCCAGCAAUAACAAUAAUAAUUCUGGACAGAGAAAGAAGCGCAAUUCUUCACAGAUUUCUGAAAAGAUCAUGUUCAAAUCUCCUACUGCUAAGAGAUGGGUCAGGUUAAGUUUUGAGGAUGUUGAUCCGAAAGCGUAUGUUGGAUUACAAUGCAAGGUUUAUUGGCCAUUGGACGCUCAGUGGUACUGUGGUCGUGUUGUGGGCUAUAAUUCAGAGACCAGUUCUCAUCAUAUUGAAUAUGAAGAUGGGGAUAGAGAAGAUUUGAUUCUUUCUAAUGAGAAAGUCAAAUUCCAUAUUUCCGGUGAAGAGAUGCAGACUUUGAACUUGAAUUUUGGUGUUGAUAGUGUAGAUAGCGAUGCUUAUGAUUACAAUGAGAUGCUAGUGUUAGCAGCAACCUUGGAUGACUGUCUGGAACCUGAACCUGGAGACAUUGUUUGGGCCAAACUUACUGGUCAUGCUAUGUGGCCAGCAAUUAUAGUGGAUGAAUCCCUCAUUGGUGAUCGUAAGGGGUUAAGAAAUAUUUCAGGAGGAAGGACAGUACCUGUUCAAUUUUUUGGUACACAUGACUUUGCGAGGAUUAAAGUAAAACAGGCCAUCUCAUUUCUCAAAGGUCUUCUUUCUUUUUUCCACCAGAAAUGCAAGAAACCACACUUCAUGCGGAGCCUUGAAGAGGCAAAAAUGUAUCUAAGUGAGCAGAAACUUCCACCUAGUAUGUUACAGUUGCAAAAUGGAAUUGAAGUGGAUGAUUUUGCAAGUGCAAGUGGAGAAGAAGAAGGAACAACAGAUUCAGGGGAAGAAUGCCUAAAUGAAGGAGGAGGGAUGCGUUGUGCACUCAAUGGAUAUAGAGCUUCUCCUUUUAAAGUUGGGGAUUUGGAAAUAAUAAGCCUUGGGAAGAUCGUCAAAGAUUCUAAAUAUUUCCAGAAUGAUGGGUCUGUAUGGCCCGAAGGGUACACAGCUGUGAGGAAAUUUUCUUCUAUAACUGAUCCCAAUGUCUGUACUUUAUAUAGAAUGGAAGUUUUGAGGGAUUUUGAAUCAAAAUUUCGACCUUUAUUUAGAGUAACUUUGGAUAAUGGAGAGCAGUUUAAAGGAUCCUCGCCAUCUGCUUGCUGGAAUAAAAUAUACAAAAGGAUGAAGAAAAUACAACAUACUUCUGAUGCUUGUACCGAAAGUAAAGGGGAAUUUGUAUUCAAGUCUGGUUCUGAUAUGUUUGGUUUCUCCAACCCAGAUGUUAAGAAACUGAUCCAGGGGAUAUCUAAAUCUGGACUGUCUUCUUCCAGAUUCUUGAGCAAAGUAGCCUCCAAAAAAUACAAAGAUUUUCCCAUUGGUUAUAGACCUGUUCGUGUUGAUUGGAAAGACCUUGACAAAUGCAGUGUAUGUCAUAUGGAUGAGGAGUAUGAAAAUAACCUCUUCUUGCAAUGUGACAAAUGCAGAAUGAUGGUCCACGCUAGAUGCUAUGGAGAACUAGAACCAGUCGACGGAGUAAUAUGGUUGUGCAACUUGUGUCGGCCUGGGUCUCCCGACUGUCCUCCACCAUGCUGCCUCUGUCCUGUCAUUGGGGGUGCAAUGAAGCCUACAACUGAUGGACGCUGGGCUCAUCUUGCUUGUGCUAUAUGGAUACCUGAAACGUGUUUAUCUGAUAUCAAGAAGAUGGAGCCUAUUGACGGUCUUAAUAGAAUCAAUAAGGAUCGUUGGAAGCUGUUAUGCAGCAUCUGUGGGGUCUCUUAUGGAGCUUGCAUUCAAUGUUCAAACAAUACUUGUUAUGUAGCAUAUCAUCCUCUUUGUGCACGAGCUGCUGGCCUUUGUGUAGAGCUUGAGGAAGAUGACAGGCUUCAUCUACUUGCUGCGGAUGAGGAUGAAGAAGAUCAGUGUAUUCGAUUACUUUCCUUUUGCAAGAAACACAGGCCACCAUCUAACGAGCGUUUAAUGGCUGAGGAUCGUAUAGGGCAAGCUGGACAGCAGUGCUCUAAUUAUACUCCACCAUGCAAUCCAUCUGGUUGUGCUCGUACAGAGCCUUAUAAUUACUUUGGGAGAAGAGGGCGAAAAGAACCUGAAGCCGUUGCUGCAGCAUCCUUGAAACGAUUGUUUGUUGAAAAUCAGCCUUAUAUAGCAAGCGGUUAUUCCCAACAUUUGUUAUCAGGAAAUUUAUUGCCUUCCAGUGGAGUCCUAGGCAUGAAAUUUUCUCUUCAACAUUUGAAAACAUGUCAGCUUGAUCCUCGAAACAUACUUUCUGUGGCUGAAAAAUACAAAUUUAUGAGGGAGACGUUCAGGAAGAGACUUGCAUUUGGGAAGUCGGGGAUUCAUGGAUUUGGAAUCUUUGCUAAGCAUCCACACAGAGCAGGGGACAUGGUAAUUGAAUACACGGGUGAAGUUGUUAGACCUCCCAUUGCUGACAGAAGGGAGCGGUUCAUAUAUAAUUUACUGGUGGGUGCUGGCACUUACAUGUUUAGAAUUGAUGAUGAACGAGUGAUUGAUGCUACAAGAGCUGGGAGCAUUGCUCAUCUGAUCAACCACUCUUGUGAACCAAAUUGCUACUCCCGAGUUUUAAGUGUCAAUGGAGAUGAGCACAUCAUAAUAUUUGCUAAAAGGGACAUCAAGCGAUGGGAAGAACUUACCUAUGAUUAUAGGUUUUUUUCCAUUGAUGAACAACUUGCUUGUUAUUGCGGGUAUCCCAGAUGUCGGGGUGUAGUUAAUGAUAUGGAUGAAGAAGAACGAGUUUCAAAGCUACAUGUAUCUCGAACAGAUUUAGUAGAUUGGAGAGGGGAAUGAGGAAGGUCAGCAAACCAGGAAUAGUUUUUUUUUGGGUCUAUUUUCUUCCAGGAAUAGUUUUUUUUGGGUCUAUUUUCUUCUUACUUUUUAAUGUUUAAAUUGCUUGAUCAAGUGCAUAUAGAGGUAAGUAGACAACUUGGAUUCGUUUCACUUUUUGUUGUCUUAAAAACUAGGGCCAUUGUCGUAUGAAACAGGUACUAAAUCAUUUAGCUUUAGGUAAUGAUUGUUUCAAAACGUUCUUAUGCCUUCAUCGUUUUAGGCUCUGAAUUUUUACAACUGGUUUGGGAGGUAAGGAUAGUAGAAAUCUCCAUAAACAGAGUCCUUGCAGUUCAAGGUGUGAAAGUUCUUAAAAUGGAGUCGGAUAUGGGGAUGGAAAGACGUUUUCAUUUAUUUUUUUCUGGGUUGGGAACAUUUUUUCUUUAAAAUAUUAUUCUGGUCCAUUCCUGCCCCAAACAUUCCCCUAUUUUGAGUGAAAAAAACAACUUUACUAUUCUAUUUUAAAACUGAAAAAAGAUGAUCAGAGAUUUUUAGAAGUUAUUCUAGCGAACUCUCGACAAGCAAUUAGACUAUAUUGUAAUAUUGUUAGUAACUUUGGCUAACGCGAAAAAGAAAAUUUAGCACUCUCACGUGAUCUUGUUUGAAUGUCACCGUGUUUGCUAAUGAUUCUCUAUGUUUCUGUUGGGCAGAACUAUCCUAGAUUGUUUGCGGCAAAUUUGCCAUUGUUACGACGCUCACUGGAAGAUUUGGCGUUCACUAGUCAGAGAUGUUGAAUCAGGCAUUCUUUAUCUUAAAAAAAAAUUACCAAGUUUUUUUUUUUUCAAUCCCAUAUUUUCUAAUUGUACGAGGCCAACUUGUGAGAGAUAUCGAGAUUAAGAGUUGCAAAUUUAGAAUAUUAGCAGCAUCAUAGAAAAAGCUUAUUCUUAGAAACAGAGAUGGGUCCAUUGCCCCCUUGGUUUUGUAGAUUUGUCAUUAGUUGGGAUUGUUAACCAUUAAUCUUCUGUACAGAUAAUAUCUGAAAAUAAUUGAAAAUAAAUUUUCUAAA